AUGCUGAAGCACUCCACCUCUCUCGGAACCCUGUUCGGACGCCGCCGCUGCCCGCUGUUCCUGGCCACCGCGCUCCUAGUUGCUCCGGGUGUCGCGAAUUCGGCUGACAUUAUCAUAAGUGUCGAUACCAACGAAACGAACGGAGACGCUACCAACCUUCCGUCCCCCGGUAAUGGCGAAUCUUUGAUCGUGAACGAAGGCGUCACGAUGACAAUCGAUGAGGACGGUGCCGGCUUGACUGUCAUUGGCGUGUCAGAUGUCGUGAUCACCAACAAUGGGUCGAUUUAUACGUUCGGAACAGAAAACGACUGCGGAUUCGAUGAAACGGGAGCUGGGUGUGCUGGUAACGAACAAAAUACAUCCGGUGAGAAAAGCUUCGGCUAUGCCGAUGGCAUGUAUAUCGUCGGUGCCGACUAUGCGCAGGUCACCAAUAACGGGCUGAUCGACGUGGAUGAUUAUCGUGGCACAGCCAUGUUCGUUCAGGGAGAGAGUGCGCUCAUCACCAACAAUAACCAGAUAACGGUACGCGGUGAAUAUGGGAUAGGUAUGAGCCUCGGCCGCGGCAGCGAUGCGUACCUAUUGAACAACGGCACGAUUACCAUGAAUCUCGCAAGCAACGUGACUGGUAUGAAUGUCUUUGGAUGGAACCCGGCUGAUGAUCUUGGCGAUCCCACCGACAACAGGUUCGCAACCACGACCGGUCACCUCCUUGUCAACACGGGUGUGAUCGAGUGGGUGAAAGAUUCGACCAACACGGGCUUCAUCGGGAUGCGGAUGGAUGGUACCGACGAAGAAGCCACCGGCGUUCCUGAUGAAUAUGACCAAUACCGCUACAUCGUCGAUGCGCAGAUGUACAACUACGGCACCAUCAGGGUGAUCUUGACUGCGCCACCGGGCGACAGUGGGGCGGCAUACCAUGCCGCGGGCAUGCGCACGGCCGCGCACAAUGUCGACAUCUACAAUUAUGGCACGAUUGACAUCGGGUCGACCGGCCGGGGUAUUGACGCAACCGGGUCCGGACUCGGGGUUUACAACUAUGGAACCAUCAUCGUGGACGGUGGCAACGCGGAUCCCACCAAUAAUGGUCUCCUUUCCGUCGGUAUGGAAGUCUUCCUGGAUCGGGCAAUCCUAAAUUACGGCGAUGCCACGACCGACAUCCUUAGAACCGACGGCACGGAAGCAGACUAUAGAAACAAGGCUGUGAAUGCCGGCCUGAUUCGGAUCAACAACACGCGGGCCACGCUUGGCGCCGGGGUGCACAUUAAGGGCGACUCGGGUCAGGAUUUCUACAAUUACGGGACGGUCAUCUCACCGAAUGGCUGGUCCCUCCUGCUCGAUGCGGACGACGGACAGGGCAGCACGGGCAUUCCCUACAAGAACAACGCUUAUUUGUUUGAUGGCUCAAUUCUUGUGGGUGAUCUCAACGUCAAUCCUUAUUCGCGUGUGGAGUGGAACCUUCACUUUGGUGACGGCUACAAUGCGGCUCUGCGUUUCGACGACACAGAAAAUCAGAUUUGGUACAGCAAUCGUAUCCAUCUGGGGGGAGCAUUUCCCACCGGUUUCCAUUCACCGAACGGUUUUGUUCUGGUCGACAACGUAGCGUAUGUGGUCGAUCUGGAGUCCUACUCGCAGCAGGACCAAACGACAUGGUCCAUGGUUUCCAUGAUCCAGGAUGCUGUCGACGAGGAAACGAAGACGCGGCCGCCUGAGGGCGACUUCGCCUUCAAUGGCGAUGGCAGCGGUGGUCCUUCCAACAAAUGGGCACGGAUGUUCGCGGGCUGGGUGUACGAUCCGGGCGACGGGGCGGUCGUCGUUGGUGACGAAGCCUCCGACGAGCGUGACGGUGGCUAUAACGGCUAUUCCGCCGGCACGAUCGUCGGCGUGAACAAGGCGGAACGCAGCUAUUUCUUUGGCGCUGCCUACAGCCAGGUUUCCAGCAUCGACGACAUGGACAACGACACCGGUUAUGAAACCUAUUCGGGCACGCUUUUCGCCGGGAUUUCCUCAACUCUCAGGGAGCGGUUCAAUCUCUCGAUGACGACGGGUGUGAGUUUCAAUCACACGGAUCGGGACAUUGCCGACAACCGGAGCGUUACAGGCCUCGAUUCUGUUACCGCCAACUAUGUCUCGGCGUUCUUGUCUCCCUCGCUGCUCGUCGACGGGCCGUGGGGCAGCAGCAUGCGGCUGAACUAUCUCGGCGCAUGGACCCAGGACCACUCCUAUGAGCUGUCCGGCGGCGAGGAACUGAAGGUGAAAAAGCGCUACGCCCACGUCUUCGGCUCGCAGUUCCAGAUGGUGCAUGACAUCCCGAUGAUGGAGAACGUCCCACUGAUCGGCGAGCGGUUUCCCGCCCGGGUCCGAUACGGUGUCGAGGGCCACUAUGCCCUUGGAUCGGACAUUAAAAGUACGGUCACGCUGCCAGGCUUCACAAGAUAUAGUGACAGCCUGAAGACACCUUACAACGACGGUUUCACUGCCCGCGGCUUUGCGGGACUGGAUCUCGGCCCUGCCUUUGUCGAAGCCGGUUACGACACGGAUGAGCAGGUUUCCGUCAGCGCCGGAGACCCGGCAGCGAGCGCGCAGCUCCGCUUUGCUGCGGUCGAACGAACAGAACAGUCAGCGGCACCUUCGCAUCGCGUCGCAGGCCGACCGCGAAGUCCGGACUUUGCCGCACACAGGGAAACGGACAGGGCGAUGAUUGAGUUCCGGUCCGAAAUGCGCGAUGGACUGACGCGCGAUACCGCUGUUGCGAGCGAUAGCCGGGACAGGCCGAAACCGGGCCGUGGCGAGGUGCUGAUCAAGCUGCAUGCCGCUGCCGUGAACCCAGCAGCUUUCCUUUCGGAAGACGGAAAGAACGCGUUUGUCGUGAAAACGAAAUUUCCGCAUGGCAGCGGGCUUUGUGUUUCCGGCAUCGUUGUCGCCAGGGGAGCGAACGUGACGGGCCGUGACCUGGGAGAUGCGGUCUAUGGAUACCUGCCGAAUGCUGCCCUGAGCACAUGCGCGGUGUUUCAACCGGCGCAUGCCGCACAUGUCAGGGAAAUGCCGCUGAAUGCCGAUUUCCGCGAGGCAGCCGCUCUCCCGCUUGUUGGAAGUGCGGUCAUCCAGGCUUUCGAAAAAAACGGUCCGAGGGCGGGCGACCGCAUUCUGAUCCACGAAGGCGGCGGCGCAGUCGGCUCUUUUGCAAUACAAUAUGCGAAGUUUCUCGGAGCCACGGUCUUUACAACGACAAGUACGGAAAACGCGGACUGGGUCAGGGAACUUGGUGCAGAUGGUAUCCUGGACUAUCAACUUGUCGACUACCGGGACGAGUUGCGUGGUCUGGACAUGGUGCUGGAUACGCUUGGAGGCGACGCAACCUUCUCCGCUUUCGAUGUGAUCCGGCCGGGUGGGGCGGUCGUCAGCCUGUUUGGACCCGUCGACGACAGGGCCGCGAAACGGCUGAAACUCAACCCGCUGAUGCGGCAGGUUCUCUGGUUCAAGGGGCCGGUAGUCGACACCACGAGCUUCGAUCCGGCCAAUGCCAUGGAGGUGAUCGACCCACCAAGACGUGUGGCUGGCGAUUGGAAGAUGGCGGAGAAACAAGAGGCCCGCUAG
This is a messenger RNA of Symbiodinium pilosum, 3594 nucleotides long. Lineage: Eukaryota; Dinophyceae; Suessiales; Symbiodiniaceae. The record is from the annotation of a GenBank genome assembly.